GAGCCGGCCCGAGGCCACCCUGCCGUCGAGCGCUGCCCUCAGGCCCGGGGCGGCUCUCGCUACCGGCAGGACACGGCCCCUGGCCCGGCCCCGCGGGGCGGCCCGGCGGGCGGGCGGAGCGGGAGGCGGGCGCGACCGAGCGUGACGGACGGAGGGCGGGAGCGGAGCCCGCAGCGAGGAGCGACCCGGCUGCCGCCGCCUCCGCCUCCGCAGCGCCCGUCGGGAGGCGGCCGGGCAGCACCGCCGCCGAGACCCCCCCCCCCCGCCCCGCCGCCCGCUCGCCCUUCGCCCCGCCGAGCGCCAUGGCGGCCGCGGCCGCCGAGCCCAGCAGCGGCCGGUACCAGCAGCUGCAGAAUGAAGAGGAGCCAAGUGAGACUGCACCGGUGGUGAAUGAUGCCCCUCCACCUUACAGCAGCAUUUCUGCGGAGAAUACAGCUUAUUUUGACUACAAGGAUGAGUCAGGAUUUCCGAAGCCUCCAUCUUACAACGUGGCCACAACACUGCCUAGUUACGAUGAGGCAGAGAGAACCAAGGCUGAAGCCACAAUUCCCUUGGUUCCUGGAAGAGAUGAUGAUUUUGUGACACGGGAUGACUUUGAUGACACCGACCAGCUGAGGAUAGGAAAUGAUGGCAUUUUCAUGCUAACGUUCUUCAUGGCAUUCCUCUUCAACUGGAUUGGAUUUUUCCUGUCUUUCUGUCUGACUACUUCAGCUGCAGGACGAUAUGGGGCCAUUUCUGGCUUUGGUCUGUCUCUUAUUAAGUGGAUCCUUAUUGUCAGGUUCUCCACCUAUUUUCCUGGUUACUUUGAUGGCCAGUAUUGGCUUUGGUGGGUCUUCCUUGUACUAGGUUUUCUGCUGUUUCUCAGAGGAUUUAUUAAUUAUGCAAAGGUUAGGAAGAUGCCAGAUACUUUUUCCACUCUCCCCAGAACCAGAGUUCUCUUUAUUUACUAAAGGUAAACUUUCUGCUUUCCUGAAUUUGUUCUGUUUUGUUUUUAACUCUGUUUAAUGACUCUUUUAGGCUGGACUUAUCUUUGCUUGAAUAUUUUUAGAACACGAGGCAGCAGAAAACAGUCAUUUCUUGGUAUCUCAUACGCAGUUCCUGUUUCUACAGAGUCCAGACUGACUUGGUGGGGAGUGGAGGAAUACUUGACAUUUCUUCCUGAGUUUUUGCUUUGAGGAAUUGUAUAUUCAUUAGAUUCCAUUACUUGAAUUGUAAGAACAAAAUCUCUGCCCCUUGGUAUUGCACUGCAUUUGGCAAGCGUGUCUUUCAGAAUAAAUCACAUGCCUGAAACACGUGGGAUGUCCGAAACAUGAGUAAAGGUUACAAAAUGUUGUUAGAAGAUGGUGCCGGUAUCUUUGGCUUAUGUCCCAGAAAGAACAAUUUGUCUGAAUUUUGCAUGCUGUUUGAAUUUUCUACCAAGUUCCUGAAGAAAUUAAACUCUUGCACACCUUUGCUCUUUGAAAACCCCUCCCACAUACUUUAGCAUACUGUCCUGCCUGAACAUCUUUCCAAAACCUUAAUGCCUAAAAGUCUCUCGCUUUAAGGCUGAACCUUAACACCGCUGCCUUCUUAAUGGGACUUUGAAGAAGGAGGCUUAAAUAGUCGAACCCUUCUGGCAUGAUUUCCUGCUUAGGCAGAUAAUGGCCUUGCAUUAACUGUCCCUCCCCGAGGGGAAGGAAAUCCUGUAAUAGGUUGCUUCCCAGAUGGUGAGUGCAACGUGAUGCUCCCUUUAGAAAUAUCAUAACAACACUAGAUUUCCCCAAGACAGGGUUGAGGCAAGUGCAGCUGGGACAGUGGUAUAAAGAAACCAAACAAACCCCAGCUUUAAAUUGGGGGUCGUUAAAUUGUGCAGAUUUUAAAACUGAGGCUCGAUUUUCCAAAUGUGCUUUCCUUUUAUUAGAAACAGCAAAUUGUGUAAGAUUCUGCUUCAUUUCUAGUCUGUAAUGAGAAUGUGCUACGCAAAACAGUCGUUGUGGAGUGUUUUCCAGCUUGAGUUUUCCACUGGUGAUAGUGUGUAAAAAUAGUUCAGUCAAUUUUUUUAAGUGUUUCAGUUGUGUUUAACAAAGUUAUGGUUUAUGACCUCCUCCAGUAUUUGUAAUAUCCUCUCAGAUUCCUGCUGAGUCACCAGAGGGUUUAUUUCCCCCACUUGUAUGGUCAUGUAGCGCGAGCGUUUAAGCGUCAGCUUCAUCAUCAGUAGUUUGUUCUCACUGAACAUUUUUUUUUUUAUUUCUUUACUGAAACUUAAUUUUUUCAUUUAUUAAAGGAACUGUGUGGUUUCUUGUUGCACAGGCUUUUCCUAUAUUUGGAAUUUGAAAUUAAAAUUCUAGAGACCUUGCUUGACUCCUUGCUUGUGAGGAUGGAGGUGUAGAGUUGUUUUUAAAUUUUAAUUUAUUUGUUUGUUUAUUUUUUGGUCAUUUUGGAGCUUUCAGAAAGCCCUCUCUCUUUUAGAUAUAUUGAGGUAAACAUCCAGAAUAAUUUCUAAAUAUUACAACUUUGACACUUCCCCUGAAAAUAAAUCUCUAAUCCUAAAUUCCGAGCAGGGAAACCACUAAAGACUUGGAUUUUCAGUCUGUUAUUGUUCUUAAGAUUAGAUUUCCUCUGCAGGGCAUAAUGAAAAGGGCAUGGUGAACGAUCAUUUUCAUUUUAGAGCAGGGAUAAUUUUUAGGAAAUUAGGAGGGGAGGAAGAGGGGAAUAAUUAGUGCAAAUCAGAAAAUAAUAGCUGGUGAAAAUGGAUCUAAUCGAAAGCUUGGUGUUUACUGUUCAAUCUGCGCGCGCUAGUAAAGGGCAUUAUCCGCGGUAGCAUCUUAGCAGAGCACAUCCACAAGCACGACGAGUAACGACUGUACGAGGAGUGCUGGUGUUUCGGUUGGAUCUCAGGUUUACACAGCUCUGUCCAGCACGGCUGGAACAGGCAGCUUGUGGGAGCGAGCUGCUUGAUGUCAAGAGACAAAACUCAUAAUUGUCCUGGGUGGGCGCAGCACCUAAAGACUGAGUCAAGUUUUGUUCUCGUAGUGCAGGUGCGGUGUGAUUUUGUACACCUUAUGUUUUUACGCCAGUGUUCCUACGAGCAUUGUCUGACUCGGUGUCUGUUUCCCCCUAAGGAAUUUUAACUCUUCAGAGCUGUAAAAUAUGCACAAAACUACUGAGCGUUUUGCUAGAGUCACGUCAUUGUGUACCGAGAUACUUCACAAGCCUUUAGACAUCCUGCUCUCUUUGUGAGCUACAUCCUUCUGUUAUCCAAAAUAACAAUCUAUAUUCAAUAUCCUUCUCCGACAGAUGUUUUCUGGCAAAUGUCUUCCUGCGUUAGUGAAUUCUCCCUCAAGAAGCAACAGACACCUGCAGGAAGUGAAUCAAGACUCUGGAGCAGAAGAAAAAAGAAUCACCUGCUUUAAAAUAAGGAAAUAAAUAAAAGUACUGUUGGAAAUAAAAAAAAAAAGAAGCAUUUCUUUCUAUUUGUUUCUAGGUGUAAAAUUUUAAUAAUUAAUGCAGAAUUCUGUAAUCAUUGAAUCAUUAGUGGCUAAUGUUUGAAAAAGCUAUUGCAGUCGAGUCUGUGACGUGCUAAUAAAGCCUUAUAUCGAUAGUUUCUGUAGUGAUUUCGGUAGCAUGAGCCCUGCCCCUGGAGCCAGCAGGGGACAGGCUUGCUUUAUUUCCUCCUCCGUCCUGGGAGCGGGUUUGGGCUCUGGUCUGUCCUGCACAGCCUGCGAAAAGCCGGCGGCCCCAAGGGGUGACUCAAAAGUCGGAGUGACGACGUUGCCGUGUCGCACACCCUGCUGCUCCCAUCCUGCAGCUGAGCGGAGAAAGGGGUCAGUGCGGUGCAGGUUCUCGAGGUGUGAUUGGGAGAGAGUAUUGUGUUAAAAGUGGCACAAGUAUUAAUUUCUUCUUAAUAGUCUGUAUUCUCAAUGUUGUAGUAUACUUUACUUUCAUACUACCUACUUUUUGGACUAUAUAGGGAUUUACGCGGUACACAUUGGUAGUGUAAAAACGAAAGAUCACAUUGCAACUUUGUAUAAAAAAUCACCUUGCAAAACAAAGGCCUUCCCUCCCCCCCCCUUUGGCUUGGGACUUUUGGGGCAAUUCCUAACAUAUACCUGUAAUUCUUGCUUUUAUAAUUUGUGUUAGCAGAGACUAUGAUGCGUUAUAAAUGUAGAUUUAAUGUGCACUUUUGUGCUUUCUGCCAAGUGGUAAUUCACUUUGGAGUUUUACUAUGUUAAAACUGUAAAUACAGCAGAACAUUAAUAAAUGUCACUUAUGUAGCAA
Messenger RNA from Grus americana (Whooping crane), 4257 nucleotides. RefSeq names its product Nedd4 family interacting protein 1 (gene NDFIP1). Gene Ontology annotation, cellular component: Golgi apparatus; endoplasmic reticulum; perinuclear region of cytoplasm. Bases 303 to 950 code for a protein of 215 amino acids. The transcript has 7 exons. Gene Ontology annotation, molecular function: WW domain binding. The record is from RefSeq and is a predicted model, not a curated record. Gene Ontology annotation, biological process: positive regulation of protein ubiquitination; metal ion transport; vacuolar transport. Lineage: Eukaryota; Metazoa; Chordata; Aves; Gruiformes; Gruidae.